Messenger RNA from Oryctolagus cuniculus (rabbit), 835 nucleotides. RefSeq names its product phospholipase A2, membrane associated. Gene Ontology annotation, biological process: negative regulation of T cell proliferation; lipid catabolic process; arachidonate secretion. The record is from RefSeq and is a predicted model, not a curated record. Gene Ontology annotation, molecular function: phospholipid binding; calcium ion binding. Lineage: Eukaryota; Metazoa; Chordata; Mammalia; Lagomorpha; Leporidae.
GUGCUGCCUCACCAACCCCCAACAUCCUAGACAAGUCAGCUACUUAAGGGGAGCAGGAGUUCAGAAUAAACCAGAGAAAGGCUUGGAGGCAUCAGCUCCGUCAUCCUCUGAGAGGCACAGCUCUCAACAUGAAGACCCUGCUGUUAUUGGCAGUGAUCCUGACCUUUGGCUUCCUACAGGUCUACGGGCAUCUUCUGGAUUUCCGGAAAAUGAUCCGUUAUACGACGGGAAAGGAAGCUACAACCAGUUAUGGCGCCUACGGCUGUCACUGCGGUGUGGGGGGCAGAGGAGCCCCCAAGGAUGCAACAGACCGGUGCUGUCUUGCCCAUGACUGCUGCUACCGCCGUCUGGAGAAACGUAAAUGUGGCACCAAGUUCCUGAGCUACAAAUUCAGCAUGAGCCGUGGCAAAAUCACCUGUGGGAAACAGGACUCUUGUAGGAGCCAGCUGUGUGAAUGUGAUAAAGCGGCAGCCUACUGUUUUGCUAGGAACCGGAAAAGCUACAGCAGGAAGUACCAGUUCUACCCCAACAAUCGCUGCAGCGGGCGGACCCCCAGCUGCUGAGAGCGCCUGGCCUCGCCGCGCUCCAUUCCCCUCCCGCCCCGGCCCUCCUCACCCACCCUAGGGGCAAGACAAGAGCACUUCUCCCCUGCCCCCACCCCACCCAGAAGGAGAAGCCCACUGCUGGGGCGGGGCUGGCGGGGCCCCUUCCCAGGCCUCCUUGGGCUGCAGAUUUCCCCACUUCCUCCAUUCUUGGAAUUCCAAAUCCUACUUCCUUCUCAGCUGUAGCAGCUAAGGUCCUGAGGGUCACUUGAAUAAAGCAGUUCAUCCGCAAA